AUGUCUCUUUGCAUGAUACCAAGUGAUGCAGAUCAUGAGGAAGCUGUUGAAUGGAUUACGGUCGGUUUAGAACAGUUGAUAAACUUAUCCAAUGAAAUAUUCGAACGUUUAUCAAAUAGGAUAAAAAAUUUUAGUGAUCAUGCCGAUCGAGUGCAAUUGGAUUUACAACGAGUUGCAAAAAAAAUUGAGCAAAUCAGAACGAUGAAUACUGCAAUUGUAAUUAGUGCACCUAGCAAAUUUAUAAAAAUUGAAAAUGAAUGCCAGCGAAGUAUUUUGGGCAGAGGAUUACCAACAAGUGUAAAUGCUUUGAGAAAGAUUAACAUAAAACAUAGAAAUGGUUUAAAUAAGUCAAAAGAUGUUGCAACAGUUUUGGAUGAAAAGCAAACAUUUUAUCGGUUCACAGAACGAGAAAUGACGCCGAACAAAAAGACCAGACAAAUUCCGGAAAAUUUGCAGUCAGUUGCAGAUUUGUUGCUGUUUAAUACUACUCUGAAUGUCUAUACUGAUGAUCGAUUCAUGGAUCCUUUUGAUAAUGUGAAAGUUGAAUUGCGUGCGGAAUCGGAAUCCAAGAUACAACAACUUGCACCGAUGACUGAUGAUUCAACUUUGGCUGUUAGCGUGAAACAGAAAGCGGAUCCAUUACAAUAUCAGCCAGAAUUUGGUUCAGUUCAGAAUUUCAGUCUUCCAGAAUUAUUAUUCACUUCAACGAGUCUUCUUCCUGAUUCGCAACCUCUUCAGGGAUCAUUAGGAAGGAAUAUAUCGGUUACUGCUGAAUCUCAAGAUAUGCCAAUAAUGCAGAAAGAUAUUAUUGAAGAAAAAACGUCGAUCAAACCGGAAUUAGCCAUAGCAGAAAAUACUAGUAAAUCGAUCUCAGCAAUAAAUGACAAUACCAAAUUCGGUUUGCAGUCUUUUAUUACAGAAACAAACAAAGCGCACGAUUCAUCAUCUGAAGUAGCAAAGCAAAGUAUUGCAAAUUCGGUUGUUUCCAUGAAUGAAACAUCAAAUAAUGAAAAGAAAUCGUCAUCAUUUCCAUCACCACUACCACCACCACCGCCUCCUCCACCACCACCACCACCAGCUCAGCUUACAACUCAAAUCGCAGUUAAUAGUCAGUCGAAAUCAGUAAUUGCUCAUAAUGAUGAUAGAGCUAAUUUAAUGGAUGCUAUACGAAGAGCUGGAGGUGCCAAAGGUGCGAAGCUACGAUCAAUAAGGAAACGGGAAGAAGUUCUUGCUGACGAUGUGUCGGUCUUGCCCAAACGAAAUGUACUUACUUCACCAAGCGAUGAUUUAAUGUCGUCGUUGGCGAAAGCUCUAGAGCAAAGGCGUAAAGGAAUAUUUGGAAAAAAAUCGGGCCAUCAAGAAGCAACAAAAUCAUUAGGAUUAAGUGAAGGAGCAUUUGCACAUAUGAGUGCUCGAAUACCACCCCCACCACCCAAAGAAGAUAGUGAUGAAUAUGAUAAUGUUGAUAAAGUCGAUGAUAAUGAGUGGGAAUGA
This is a messenger RNA of Brugia pahangi, 1494 nucleotides long. Lineage: Eukaryota; Metazoa; Nematoda; Chromadorea; Rhabditida; Onchocercidae. The record is from the annotation of a GenBank genome assembly.